GAGCGCCGUGGAAGUCGCGCGGCCGGCGUCGCGCCAAGCUUCGCUUGGAGGUGCUGUCUCACGGGUGAGACCGGGAAGUCGGCUAGGCUCGCGUUCUGUCGGAUCUGGAGCCCCUGGCCUGCCGCCACCAUGGAGUACCUCAUCGGUAUCCAAGGCCCCGACUAUGUUCUUGUCGCCUCCGAUCGGGUGGCCGCCAGCAAUAUUGUCCAGAUGAAGGACGAUCAUGACAAGAUGUUUAAGAUGAGUGAAAAAAUAUUACUUCUGUGUGUUGGAGAGGCUGGAGACACUGUACAGUUUGCAGAAUAUAUUCAGAAAAACGUGCAACUUUAUAAGAUGCGAAAUGGAUAUGAAUUGUCUCCCACCGCAGCAGCUAACUUCACACGCCGAAACCUGGCUGACUGUCUUCGGAGUCGGACUCCGUAUCAUGUGAACCUCCUCCUGGCUGGCUAUGAUGAGCAUGAAGGGCCAGCGCUCUACUACAUGGACUACCUGGCAGCCUUGGCCAAGGCCCCUUUUGCAGCCCAUGGCUAUGGUGCCUUCCUGACUCUCAGUAUCCUGGACAGAUACUAUACACCGACUAUCUCACGUGAGAGGGCAGUAGAGCUUCUUAGGAAAUGUCUGGAGGAGCUCCAGAAACGCUUCAUCCUGAAUCUGCCAACCUUCAGUGUUCGAAUCAUUGACAAAAGUGGCAUCCAUGACCUGGACAACAUUUCCUUCCCCAAACAGGGCUCCUAAUGUCAUGCCCACCUUCCCUCCCACUUGCCAAGGAACUUUUUCUUGCUGGCCUCCUUUAUUUUUUUUUUCUACUCUUUUCAGGUGCAUUCUUGAUAAAUGGUUAAUUCAGAAUAAAGGUGACUGGAUAUAAUUGA
Molecule: messenger RNA, 869 nt
Organism: Saimiri boliviensis boliviensis (Bolivian squirrel monkey)
Lineage: Eukaryota; Metazoa; Chordata; Mammalia; Primates; Cebidae
Gene: PSMB2
Product: proteasome 20S subunit beta 2
Biological process (GO): proteasomal protein catabolic process
Cellular component (GO): proteasome core complex; nucleus; cytoplasm
Source: RefSeq, a predicted model, not a curated record